Molecule: messenger RNA, 1567 nt
Organism: Contarinia nasturtii (swede midge)
Lineage: Eukaryota; Metazoa; Arthropoda; Insecta; Diptera; Cecidomyiidae
Gene: Rpt2
Product: 26S proteasome regulatory subunit 4
Exons: 2
Coding region: 131-1450 (439 amino acids)
Biological process (GO): proteasome-mediated ubiquitin-dependent protein catabolic process
Cellular component (GO): proteasome regulatory particle, base subcomplex
Molecular function (GO): ATP hydrolysis activity; proteasome-activating activity; ATP binding
Source: RefSeq, a predicted model, not a curated record
ACGGCAAAAGCAGCUAACGUCAGAGUUUUACGUUGUAUUACGAUGACUUUGUGUUUUCUACUUUCAGAAAAUAGCGAUUGAAGUGUAGUUAAAGCAGAGCUUAGUUGUUUUACAAAUUCAAUAAUACAAAAUGGGCCAAAACCAAUCUGGUGGUGGAGGAGGCGGCGAUAAAAAGGAUGACAAGGAUAAAAAGAAGAAAUAUGAGCCACCGAUUCCAACGCGCGUCGGCAAAAAGAAGCGCAAGGCAAAGGGACCAGACGCUGCAAUGAAAUUACCACAAGUCACACCGCAUACCAGAUGUCGAUUAAAGUUGUUAAAACUUGAACGUAUCAAAGAUUAUCUAUUGAUGGAAGAGGAAUUUAUUCGGAAUCAAGAACGAUUGAAGCCACAAGAUGAGAAAAACGAAGAGGAACGAUCAAAGGUCGAUGAUUUGCGUGGUACACCAAUGUCGGUUGGUAAUCUCGAAGAAAUAAUCGAUGAUAAUCAUGCCAUUGUUUCGACAUCGGUCGGUAGUGAGCAUUACGUUAGUAUUCUAUCGUUUGUUGAUAAAGAUCAACUUGAGCCCGGUUGUUCGGUAUUGUUGAAUCACAAAGUGCAUGCUGUUGUUGGUGUAUUGGGCGAUGACACCGAUCCAAUGGUCACCGUUAUGAAAUUGGAAAAAGCACCACAAGAAACUUAUGCCGAUAUUGGUGGUUUGGACACACAAAUUCAAGAGAUCAAAGAAUCCGUCGAACUUCCAUUGACGCAUCCGGAAUACUAUGAAGAAAUGGGCAUUAAACCACCAAAAGGUGUCAUUUUAUAUGGUAGCCCAGGUACUGGUAAAACAUUAUUGGCCAAAGCGGUUGCAAAUCAAACAUCGGCAACAUUUUUGCGUGUCGUUGGAUCUGAAUUGAUUCAAAAAUAUUUGGGCGAUGGACCAAAAUUGGUGCGUGAAUUGUUCCGUGUUGCUGAAGAGCAUGCACCGUCCAUUGUAUUCAUUGAUGAAAUCGAUGCGGUUGGUACAAAGCGUUACGAUUCGAAUUCGGGUGGUGAACGUGAAAUUCAACGUACUAUGUUGGAGUUGCUCAAUCAAUUGGACGGUUUUGAUUCACGUGGCGAUGUUAAAGUAAUUAUGGCAACAAAUCGAAUUGAAACAUUGGAUCCAGCAUUGAUUCGACCUGGUCGAAUUGAUCGUAAAAUUGAAUUUCCACUGCCCGAUGAAAAGACAAAACGUCGCAUUUUCACCAUUCAUACAUCACGAAUGACAUUGUCGGACGAUGUAAAUCUCAGUGAAUUGAUUAUGUCAAAGGAUGAUUUAUCGGGCGCCGAUAUCAAGGCCAUUUGCACCGAAGCUGGUUUGAUGGCGUUGCGAGAACGGCGCAUGAAAGUCACCAACGAAGAUUUCAAAAAGUCCAAGGAAAGUGUCCUCUAUCGAAAGAAAGAAGGCACACCAGAAGGUCUUUACCUAUAAAUCAAUUAUGAUAUCAUUAAUUCUCCUGUAACUUGAUUUUGUUUGUACUACAAUUACUGCUUUUUAUUAUUAUUCUUCUUCUUUUUUUCAUGAACAUUAAUAAAGUAAUUAAUUAUU